This is a messenger RNA of Xenopus laevis (African clawed frog), 1721 nucleotides long. It is a transcript of the gene pygo1.S, whose product is annotated as pygopus family PHD finger 1 S homeolog. The coding region runs from base 225 to 1490 and encodes 421 amino acids. NCBI's taxonomy places the organism in Eukaryota, Metazoa, Chordata, Amphibia, Anura, Pipidae. The record is from RefSeq and is a predicted model, not a curated record. The transcript is spliced from 3 exons. Gene Ontology annotation, biological process: positive regulation of DNA-templated transcription. Gene Ontology annotation, cellular component: nucleus.
AACAGCGGGUAAUGUCUUCACAGGCUGACUGACAGACGUGGGGUUGUCUCUCGUUUUCUCUGUUCUGGUAACCUACAUUUCACUUGGAAAACUCCUGAGGAGCUUCAGCCCUGCCUGACAGCUUCCUCCUCGUGCUCUUCCUCGGCUCAGGUGCCUACACGGGGGAGGCGAAAUCGCUGCACUCCUCCCAAACUUUCAAAAGUCUCUCCAGCUCCCCCUCCCCGAUGGGAGGAGAGAAAAGGAGAGGGAGGAAAGGAAGCUGCCAGGCACCCGCACCACAGACCGGGGCACAGCUCUCCCGACUCCAUGUCCGUGGAAUGUCCGCGCAACAGGAGAAGGAGCCGUGUAAGAGAGCGAGAGGUGAUGAUGGUGUUUUGGACGGUAUAAUAAGACCAGGAUUACAAGGAAGCCCCGAAAAGAAGAAAAGAAAGUCUAGUCUACAGGCACCUGUGACUCCACUUAUUUCUGAAUAUGCUCCACCAGCAAACACAAGCUCAGAUCAUUUAAUAGCUUCCAAUCCUUUUGAUGAUGACUACAAUAUUUCAUCUUCUGCGGGGUACCAUUUUUUUGGUAAUCCUGGAUACGCUGGAUUUGAGGAUUAUGGUAAUUUAAGGAUACCACAAAACACAUCGCCUAGAACAUCCACUCGAUUCUGUACUCCAUAUGCCUUCAGAGAUCAUGUACGUCAUUUUCCUCAGGAUGUUAUGGCUAUGGCAUUUGGAAGACCUUCCUCUUUUAGUAUGGGAAUACAGGAAAAUUCAAACUUUGAAAACCAAUUAUAUUUUAGUGCAGGAGUUGGUCAGACUAUCACAAUGCCAGGUCAGCACAUUAGAUGUAAUCGUAAUGAGAACCUUAACCCCAUGACAACAUAUAACUCUUUUCAGUCAAAUUCUGGUAGAGGCCCUGGUCACAAUUUGAAUAUUAUCCAGCAGCUGGAAACAAGCCAUACUUUUCCUCAGUUACAAAGUCACCUUAUGCACUUAAAGACCACAGUAUUGGCUCGAAAUCCUAACUUAACCUCUGCUUUUCAACACAACAAACAGGAUUCUGAGUCAGUCAUACAUUCUGGUCCUUCUAAAAGUCAUAAAAGCAAUGGGAUUUCUACAGAUAAUUCCCAUUCUGAUUGUGCUGAUGUUAAUGGUGGUCAGACUGCAGGAAACCAUAGCAGGUUUCAUGUACCAAAGCCAUCAAAAGCUGAUGUAGCAUCCAGUGAGAAAUGCAACAAAUGGCUUCUUCAUUCUUCUCACGGUGGCCAGUUGCCUUCAGAGUUUUUGUACUCCUGUGGAAUUUGUUCUGUAGAAGUGAGGAACCUUCAAGAUGCCAUCAUGUGUGAAGUGUCUUGUCAGAAAUGGUUUCACAGAAGCUGCACAGGGAUGACUGAGAUGGCCUAUGCUCUUCUUGCUGCAGAAACCUCAGCAAUUUGGGGUUGCGACUCCUGUAUGGCAAAGAAGGAUGUACAGCUGGUGCACACCAGGAAAUCCAUUGGAUAGUUCCUGAUAAGCUUUGUCUUUUUUGUUUUUUUGGGUGAAUGUACAAAACAAGAUAGCGUAGAAGAAAUGUUAACUGUAAGCUAACAGUCUUCGCAGUUAUUUCACGUCAUCCUCAUUUGCUUAUUGUGGGCUAUUUAUACAUGGAAAUGUACUGUAUUUAAAGGAAAAGUAAACCCUAAAAAUUAAUGUGGCUAAACAUAACAUAUUUUAUAUAGUGAACUUAUUGCACCA